CCCGAAGCCAUUCAAAAUAAUUCGACCGUUGGGAAAAUAUUCAAAAUAAUCAUUGCCACUGAGUGAGUUCUCUCUCUCUCUCUCCCCCUUACGCGUUCGUUAGCCCUUGCAAAGUUCAAAGCAAUGGAGAACAAAAGAAUGGUGGCGAAUGAAGAACAGAGGCGCAGCCCCAGAAACCAGAAGGUCCCAUUAACUGAUUCCAAUGGCCAAAACAUGGCAACCCUUUUUAGCCCAAGGUUCAAAUCCGCGGCUGCUAUGGCUGGUUGGGAUGAAGAGGCACUGUUAUUGGCUAGCCUCAUCGUUGAAGACACGCCAGAUAGAGAUCCCAAGCACAAGAAGCGCUAUGUUUUGCACUCCAAAACCCCACCAAACUCAUCAAGGAAACGUAGAGCUCAGAGGAGUCCACAAGCUCCAAUCCCUGUAGUACUUGAUCUUGAUGCAGAAGAAACUCCCAAAAUAGAUAGUGGGAGAAAGAAGAAAGAAAAGAAAGCUUGUGUUGAGAAUGAGGGAAAGAAAGCGUGUGUUGAGAAUGAGGGAAGCAAAGUAGGAGAGGGUGGUAAUGAAUCGAAAGAGAAGAACCCAGGUGACGCUUCAUCUAGUUCUUCUCUUCCCUGCAUUGAUAAACUAAGGGAUGAGCUUUCCUGUGCUAUUUGUUUGGAAAUAUGCUUUGAGCCAAGUACCACUCCUUGUGGUCACAGCUUCUGUAGAAAAUGUCUACGAUCUGCUGCAGACAAGUGUGGCAAAAAGUGCCCAAAAUGCAGGCAAUUAAUCAGCAAUGGAAGAUCAUGCACUGUGAACACAGUUCUCUGGAACACAAUCCAGCUCCUGUUUCCACAAGAAGUUGAAGCAAGAAAAGAAGCUAGUGCCUUGAAUAGUCGCCAACAAGCUCAAAACCUGAGUCCAGAGUCAGCAUUUUUUGCUUACCUAAGGAACGACACACAACCUUUAAGGGUGGCAUCAAGCAGAAGCACGAAUUCAAUGAGGAGUGGGACAACAGCAACAACAACAACAACAACAACAACAACAACAUCAACACAGGAAAAUGAGGAUGCUGCAUUGGCUAGAAUGUUGCAGAGAGAAAUUGAUGAGCAAAGAAGCCUAGGAACGACUCGAACUCGGUUGGCGAGAUUGAGGGCAAGAAGAGGAGGAAGAGGGGUUUCUACUAGCCAACAUGAGGAUGCAGCUUUAGCUCUAAGGAUGCAGAGAGAAGAGUUCAUGCAAACUUAUAGAGGGAGCAGCCAGGAACAGUCUAGCAGGCUAACCUCAACAUCAUUAGCUAGAGAAAAUUUGAGGGCUAUGGCAUCUAGAGCCAUGAACAGAAGAAGGUGAAUGAAUGUGUGAAAAAGAUUGCAGUUUUAGCCUUGCCAUAAAUUUGAGGGCAUCUAGAGCCCUGAAAAUGUUGUUAACCAUGAAGCAUGUUAACAACUAUACUUUCUUUUUUUUUUCUUAAUGUCAUUUUAUGGUGAUCUUUGUGUCUCAUAAUUUGUGAAGUGCAUUGCUUUGAUUUCAAGGUACAAAAUGAAUCAUGCAGAACUGAACAGACAUUCUGAAUUAUGAUCUUUCCGAACUA
This is a messenger RNA of Glycine soja, 1570 nucleotides long. Its product is annotated as LON peptidase N-terminal domain and RING finger protein 3-like. Gene Ontology annotation, molecular function: ubiquitin-protein transferase activity; metal ion binding; nucleosome binding. Gene Ontology annotation, biological process: double-strand break repair. The record is from RefSeq and is a predicted model, not a curated record. The transcript has 6 exons. The coding region runs from base 124 to 1329 and encodes 401 amino acids. Lineage: Eukaryota; Viridiplantae; Streptophyta; Magnoliopsida; Fabales; Fabaceae. Gene Ontology annotation, cellular component: site of double-strand break; nucleus.